UAUUUUGAAACGAUGAGUCAGCGCUGAUGCCACGGGGGAAUACCAGAGUCAGAACAGAAAGUAUUUCUUGAUCUGCACAUGACUUUAGCCUCGUUUGUCGUGUUGGUGUUCACUAACAUCGAUUUUGCUCGCUGGUCUCUGAUAAAAUGCUCCCCAAAGUGAUUUCUGUAUUUGGAUUAUUUUCCAGUCUCGUGGUUGCGGGCGAUGCGACUCUCGUGCGUGAUGUUAACACCACCAUCUCUGACUCGGCAGUCCUCGAAUGUAGCAUACAGGAUAGAGCUAUCACGGACUGGAAGAGUCUCCGAUUUUAUUGGCAAGACGAUAGAAAUGUGGUUUUGUACUCCUAUAAUAACGGAAGAAAGGUGGCAGAGCAUGUAAAUGAGCUCUAUCAACACAGAGUCACAGACUUCCCUCAGGACAUAGUCAGAGGGAAUAUCACCAUCGUACUCAACAACCUGACUCUUGAUGAUAAUGGAAGAACGUACUCAUCAUUUGCAGCAGUGCUGGACGACAGCGGGACGAGGCGAUACCACCUGGAACACACACAAAUCUGUGAAAUGACUUUACAUGUAGCUGUGCCUUACCGGGAGCCCAGGCUGGAUGUUAAUACAGAGACUAUGUCUGCAGUGUGCAGUCUGCAAGGAGGAUUUCCUGCCCCUGACAUACAGUGGGUCCUCCUCCUUAACAGCUCCCAUCAGUCAGUAGAGUCCAGGAACGUCAACACUGAAACGAAGCAGAACGUCCACGAUCACCUGUACAGCUCCCGCAGCACCCUGCGCAUCCCUGCAGGUCGUCACGAGGCCGUGAGCUGUCUCAGCCACAACCCCACCCUGAACAGGACUGUGAAGGUCACCCACAACUUCAACACAGCAGGUGCAGCAGCGAGGAGCUCACCUGCAGCCCUAACUGUAUAUCUGAUAGCAGCUGCUGUUGUUCUUCUAACAGCCGUGCAGUGAGCAAAGCCACCUGAGGUAGACUGAUGCAGCGUUUCGGUGGUGGAGGGGUGAAACAGUGUGCCAUGGAGACACUUCAGCGUGUUGUAUGUUGCACCUUACCUGUGCGUGAUGUUGAGAGUGUGCACCCUCUGAAUCUGGGUUUCAUGGGUCCUGCUGGGUGACACUAAGCUGGUGCUUAAAACAAAACUUGAAGCUAUAUCUGCUCAGGCUGGAGUAUUAAACCCACCAAAGAUCAGACCAGUUACUGGACCAUCAAACAUGGCGUCAUGCUGGGCGCCUGUUUAACUGAAUGUCUAUGUUAUAUAA
This is a messenger RNA of Pelmatolapia mariae (spotted tilapia), 1262 nucleotides long. RefSeq names its product T-lymphocyte activation antigen CD80-like. The transcript has 5 exons. The record is from RefSeq and is a predicted model, not a curated record. Lineage: Eukaryota; Metazoa; Chordata; Actinopteri; Cichliformes; Cichlidae. Bases 147 to 956 code for a protein of 269 amino acids. Gene Ontology annotation, cellular component: external side of plasma membrane. Gene Ontology annotation, biological process: negative regulation of T cell proliferation; immune response; cellular response to lipopolysaccharide.